UUUUUGUGUAUUUUGAAAACUGAAAGUGAAUUUUGAGUUAUGAUCGUGUUAGUAGUUUUUCUAAAAUAUGAUUUUAUCUAAUGAAUUAACAUUAUUUACUUAGAUUUUUAGAAGGAGUUGGAGGAACUUGAAAGUCUGAUAACCUGAUUAGUAGAAUCAUAUAUGGCUGAGACAGUAAUAUUAAGGAAAUCAAGUUUAAAUUCCUACAUUCCAACAGAUCUUUUGAAUGAUCUUAGCAGUCGCUUUAUUAUAAAUGUUCCUGAAGAAGAAAGAGUGGAUUUGAUUCGUAUUUGUUUUCAAAUUGAACUAGCCCAUUGGUUUUAUUUAGACUUUUAUUGUGAAGAAGAUCCAAGGUUACCAAAGUGUAACUUAAAAGAUUUCAUUCGCAUUAUUUUUGGACAUAUUCCAUUUCUUCAGGAAUAUUCUGCAGAAGUUGAUUCUGUUAUAGCUGAUUGGAGAGAAUAUAAAAUGGCUGUACCUACAUACGGUGCAAUAUUAUUAGAUGAGACUAUGAAAAAUGUUUUACUAGUUCAGGGUUAUGUUGCAAAAGCUAGUUGGGGCUUCCCUAAAGGUAAAGUUAAUAAAGAUGAACCACCACAUCAGUGUGCUGUUCGGGAGGUUAUGGAAGAAACUGGAUUUGAUAUAAGCCAUUUAAUUGAUAAAGAUGCAUAUUUAGAGCAUCAUUUCAAUGACCAAUUAAUAAGGCUUUAUAUCAUAGCAGGCGUACCAUCAAAUGCCAGAUUUCAGCCAAAAACAAGGAAAGAAAUAAAGAGUAUUGAAUGGUUUCCCGUCAGUCAUUUACCAACGGGAAGGAAAGAUCAAGCAUCUAAAACAAAUUUGGGGCCAAAUAAUUUCUUCAUGGUGAUACCUUUCGUGAAGCAUUUGAAAAAAUGGAUUGCAUCAAAAAUGGCAUCUGCUCUAAGAAAAGAAGUUGAUUCUCCUCAUGAUGCAGAUAAGCAGUUUUCUCAGCUUUCAAAGAGUGAAAUUUCUAAACAUCGAGAAGGACGACCUAACAAAUCAACUUAUUCCCCUCCUCCCAGAAUGCUGCGACAGAGAAAUUUAACGUAUGUCACAGAGCAUGAAAAAAAGAAAAAUAUACACAGUGGUUCUCAAACAGAUGAGAGGCCAGCAACUCAUUCAAAGCACAACAGAAAUCUUUUUGGUGAUUUACCAAAGGAUAGUAAAAGUGAUAAUGCCAAAACUAAUUCUCCGAAGAAAAAGGAUUCUUUCUAUCCUACAUCAAAAACAUGGGAAAAUUUUUCUCUUGAUUGUGAAGCUCUAGUAGCUACAUUCAGUAUUACCUUAAGGAAAUCUGCAUCAAAAUAUGGAGUGUCGUGAAGUGGCCAUUUUUUGUAAUUAAGAGGCUGUUUAUAGUCAACUGUCAUUUUCACCAGUUGAAUUUUUUAUAUUAUGUAUGUAUAAUCAUAUUUUAAAUGGAUUGUACGCAGGUUAGAAAUGAGUUUAGUCAAAAAUUUGUUGAUUAAUAAUUUGUAUUGGUGGUUUCUGAAAUAUCGUGAAUCUGACAUGUUUGAAAUGUUACAUGUUUGUUUAUUUGUCAGUUUCAGAAAAAAAAAUAUGUAAAGAACUUAUUUGAGAAAGUGAAUAUUUUAACAAUUUAAUAAGAAAAUUGUAUUUUUGUCAGAGGGCAAAUAUAUGAUAAAUUAUCAGAAAAGUUAUUUUUUGGAAGAAAUGCAAUAUCUGAAAUGAUUUACCAUUCUGAUCUUAGCAAAGAUAGAGUCUUCAACUUAUUUCUAACUUGAUCCAAAAUGUAAAUCAACACUCAAAAUAAAAUUUUAAUGUGUCGUUCUUUA
Molecule: messenger RNA, 1811 nt
Organism: Stegodyphus dumicola
Lineage: Eukaryota; Metazoa; Arthropoda; Arachnida; Araneae; Eresidae
Gene: DCP2
Product: decapping mRNA 2
Biological process (GO): deadenylation-dependent decapping of nuclear-transcribed mRNA; nuclear-transcribed mRNA catabolic process, nonsense-mediated decay
Cellular component (GO): P-body; cytoplasm
Molecular function (GO): RNA binding; 5'-(N(7)-methylguanosine 5'-triphospho)-[mRNA] hydrolase activity; manganese ion binding
Source: RefSeq, a predicted model, not a curated record